This is a messenger RNA of Caenorhabditis remanei, 624 nucleotides long. RefSeq lists its product as uncharacterized. The record is from RefSeq and is a predicted model, not a curated record. Lineage: Eukaryota; Metazoa; Nematoda; Chromadorea; Rhabditida; Rhabditidae. Gene Ontology annotation, biological process: regulation of transcription by RNA polymerase II. Bases 1 to 624 code for a protein of 207 amino acids. Gene Ontology annotation, molecular function: DNA-binding transcription factor activity, RNA polymerase II-specific; protein dimerization activity; RNA polymerase II cis-regulatory region sequence-specific DNA binding. Gene Ontology annotation, cellular component: nucleus. The transcript has 3 exons.
AUGUCGACACGCACGACUCGAUCGUCGGCAGCGAGCUCCUCUCAAAAAGACGACUCGAUUCUGGAGUUGAUGUCACCGGAAGGAUCGUCAAGCUCCCCAUCAGCACCAAACACACCAGCAGCCUCCGGUGGAUUCAGUACUGAUAGAAAGAAGGCGACACAUUUGAGGUGUGAGAGACAACGAAGGGAGGCGAUUAAUAGUGGCUACAACGAGCUGAAAGAUCUGAUACCACAGACGACCACGUCAUUGGGAUGUAAAACGACGAAUGCGGCGAUUUUAUUUCGAGCCUGCGACUUCAUGGCCCAACUAAAGUCCGACAUCACCGACUCGGACAAACAACUGAAUCAACUCAACGCCCAAGCGGCCGCCCUUGAAAUGAUCGCCUCGGAAUACGAACAAAUGGCGUCGGCAGUGCCAGACUCCUCCCAAUCGACGAUUCAAGUCAAAAUGCUUCAAUUACUUCUAGACGAUUGUUUCAAUUCUUUCUCCUCUACUGUUGAUUUUACCACGUAUGCAACGAUUACCAGAACUCUGUUGUCAUGGGUAGAAUCGUUGGCCCCUAAUAGUGAACCAUUCAAAUCGACGGCCGGAAAAAUGGUCACAAUGCCAUUCACCUCGCCGUGA